Molecule: messenger RNA, 1063 nt
Organism: Carya illinoinensis
Lineage: Eukaryota; Viridiplantae; Streptophyta; Magnoliopsida; Fagales; Juglandaceae
Product: CDPK-related kinase 5-like
Exons: 5
Coding region: 326-634 (102 amino acids)
Biological process (GO): peptidyl-serine phosphorylation; protein autophosphorylation; intracellular signal transduction
Cellular component (GO): nucleus; cytoplasm
Molecular function (GO): calmodulin binding; ATP binding; calcium/calmodulin-dependent protein kinase activity
Source: RefSeq, a predicted model, not a curated record
CCUAAACCCCAAAAUGGGGAAUGGGAUGGGAGGUGGUUUGGAAUGAAAUCCCUAAAUAUUUUCUCAAAUUAUAGGAAAUUUGAUGUUUGGGGAACCGGAUGAGGAUGCUCUAAAUCCAUCUAACUUCAUUUAUUAACUUCUCUUUAAUUUUUUCCGUACCUUUACGUCUUUUCUAUUUUACGUCUUCUCAUUUGUUUCUCUUUCCAAAACCAAUUUAUCUAGCACAACCCAUUUUUCAUUGAUGGCGGAGAAGAGCUUCAAGUACGUGAUCCUCGGUGGCGGAGUCGCAGCCGUUUCGUUGGGCUUUGGUAACUAACAGACUGUUAUGGGCCAGAUGACGACAGCAAUAGCGAUUGAAGAUGUUCACAGGGAAGUGAAAAUAUUAAAAGCAUUAUCUAGGCAUAACAAUCUUUUUGAGGACACAAACAAUGUCUACGUAGUUAUGGAAUUGUGCGAGGGUGGAGAACUAUUGGACAGAAUUCUGUCAAGAGGUGGAAGAUAUAUGGAGGAAGAUGCUAAAAAAAUUAUUGUGCAAAUCUUGAAUGUAAUUGCCUUUUGUCAUCUUCAAGGUGUUGUGCAUCGUGACCUAAAGCCAGAGGGUACUCGAUUUGACAUGAUGAAGAAGAAUGUCUAAUUAGCAUUCUAUACAUCUUACAAUUCAACUACUUAUUACAGUUUCAAAGGAAGUUGAGAGCAUUUGACUUUCCUUUAGUACUCAAGUGGCCUCAAGAUAUUGAACUUUGAAAUCAAAACUGAUACACUAACAUCAUUUAUGCCGUGCUGAACAAUUCUAUUACAUUCCAAAUAUCAAAUAAAAAUUUGGCUCAAGAAUAUCUUUCGCUCUCUGUUUACCCUUUUCACUCUCUCCAAUGAAUUGCUUUCUCUUGUAUGCAUCCGGUGUACUUGGAUUGGAUUGCACCUCUUCUUAAAAAGAGAAAAUUAUUUAUAUAGAAAUUAUAUUACUACAUCAUUAAAUCAGUAUUUCGAUUAUACUACUGAACUGACUUCUGUGUGUGGCAAAUUUUCUGGAUGUGCCACAUUUUUUCCUUUUGGCUGAAUAUAU